UUGCAAUGCAAGUUAGGAAGGCCGUCAUUCCCGCGGCGGGCUUUGGGAACUCGGUUUCUGCCCAUCACCAAGUCGGUACCCAAGGAGCUGUUGCCCAUUCUGGAUCGGCCAAUGCUCCAAUACGUGGUGGAGGAAGCAGCAGAAGCGGGAAUUGAAGAAGUUAUUAUUGUUACGGCCAGAGGAAAGGAAUCAAUUGCCGCUUAUUUUCAACCGCGGCCGGAAUUGGAAGCCCGCCUUGCGGAUACCGGGGCAACUGACUUGUUGAAAAUGGUCAAGUACGUCUCAGGAUUGGCUGAUGUUUCCUUUGUAAUACAGGAUGAACCCCUGGGGUUGGGACACGCAGUCCUGACCGCUAAAGAAAAGGUCGGUGAGGAACCGUUUGUAGUUAUUCUCCCCGACGAUAUAGUGGACCAUCAGCCGGGCGUCAUUGCGCAGAUGCUGGAGGUCGCCAAUCGUCACGAGGCCGCCACGGUGGCAGUAGAACAGGUCCCGUGGGAAAUCGUCCAUAAUUACGGGGUGGUCGAUGUAGAACCUACCGUAAACAGCGGUACUCAUCUGGUCAGGCAUUUGGUCGAAAAGCCGGAAAGGAGCGAGGCGCCAUCAAAUUUAAGCAUCGUUGGGCGCUACAUCCUUCCUCCUCAAAUAUUCCAGUGCCUGGAACACACUCCUCCUGGAGCAAAAGGGGAAAUUCAGCUCACCGACGGCAUACAGCUAUUGUUGGAGCGCCAGGAUGUCUAUGCCUACGAAUUUCAUGGCACCCGCUAUGACGGAGGAACUCCCCUAGGCUUGCUGAGAGCCUCGCUGGAAUUCGGUUUGGCACGCGAGGACAUGGCAGAUUCGGUGCGCGCGCUCCUUGAUUCGUUGCAACCCAAUAAUUAA
This is a messenger RNA of Geodia barretti, 879 nucleotides long. NCBI's taxonomy places the organism in Eukaryota, Metazoa, Porifera, Demospongiae, Tetractinellida, Geodiidae. The record is from the annotation of a GenBank genome assembly.